AUGUUCAGGGGAGGACAGUCCAUACCACUGGAAAUGCAACCCUUGUCUCAGUCGAGUCGUACCAGUGACACAAACGAUCACCCAUCGUCCCCAAAUCUGGUGGCCGACCCAUGCUCUCGGCGCGUCGUCUUAACAGGCUCAUGUCGGGACGACUGCAGGUUGAGGGGGAAAGCACCGGUGACUGUCGGGAGGUCGCGUACAGAUGGCAGAGUGUCUUCAACUCAAAACAGCAGCACGUGGAGAAAUUCAACUGAGUUUGGGAAUCUGUACAGUCGGGAUGGGAUGCCGUCGGCAGUGUCAACGUGUGGAGGCCUAACACGAUCUACCACAAUUUCCUCCUCUAAUCUUGGGGGAGUUACGCCACAGUUCUUCGCUUCCGGUGUAUUUUUGCAGAGUGUUGACACUUACAUUGGCGAGCUUCCCGCAGCUGAAGGAAGCGUUGAGGGACAUGAGGUGAUUCCGGCGUUGCUGUGUGCAAGAGAGCCACAGGAUGUGGUGGUCAUUGAUGAAAAUGACCCGAUAUGGUGUGACCUUCUAGCUCUAGGUGGUGGUGCCGAAAGCCUCGAGAUGACCCAGAAUACCGUUUCACGACUAAUGAGUAUGGAGGCUGUACCUCGAUUACCUCUGUUGCCUCUAACCGUGGAACAUAUGGGGUAA
Molecule: messenger RNA, 657 nt
Organism: Trypanosoma brucei brucei TREU927
Lineage: Eukaryota; Euglenozoa; Kinetoplastea; Trypanosomatida; Trypanosomatidae
Exons: 1
Coding region: 1-657 (218 amino acids)
Source: RefSeq, a predicted model, not a curated record